AUGGCAUCGACACAGAGCAGUGGUCUCCAGAGGCGACGCGGUGCAGGAGCCGCUAUCGCCGCCGCUGGUCCCAGCACAUCCGCCAGCCGUAUCGACGACGACGACUACACACCUUCGCGCACCGGCUCGCCCGCCCCCGCCGGCUCCUCGACACCAACACGCAGCGCCGCUGGCAUUCCCGCAUCCGCCUAUGGGUCUCGUUCGGCAACCGGCUCCGUGACCACAUACGACGAGUCCACAGGUCAUCGAGUAGCCUACGACCCGCGCGACCUCAAUGACGAGCGCGAGAUCGGCGAGAACCCGCGUCUGACGCUCAUGGAGGAGAUCCUGCUGCUCGGUCUCAAGGACAGGCAGGGCUACCUCUCGUUCUGGAACGACAACAUCUCUUACACGCUGCGCGGAUGCAUACUCAUCGAGCUCGCGCUUCGACGCCGCAUUGCUAUCACCAAGGACCCCAUGCGCAAACGCUUCGGCCUCACCGAGCGAAUGGUCGACGUCAUCGACGCAAAGAUGACCGGAGAAGUGCUGCUCGAUGAGGCGCUCAAGAUGAUGAAGGCGAGCGAGCGCAUGUCCGUCGCCCAGUGGGUCGAUCUCAUGAGCGGUGAGACGUGGAACGUGAUGAAGAUCGGGUACCAGCUCAAGCAGGUGCGCGAGCGCCUGGCCAAGGGGCUGGUGGACAAGGGCAUCCUGCGCACCGAGAAGCGCAACUUCUUGCUGUUCGACAUGGCCACGCAUCCGCUCAACGACACGAGCUGCAAGGACGCCGUGUUGCGGCGGGUGCUCACGCUUCUCACCUCGAAUUCGCCCAGCGUGCACGCAGGCACCUUCUACAAGGAGGAUGCCUCGUCGAGUGGACGACCCGUUGCACUGCGCGUCACGCGUGCGCUGUGCCUGCUCUGCUGCUCCUUCUCCGCGAACGUACUGGAGAACGCGCUGAACCAUCUCUCGUACGAAGCGCGCGAGUCGGCGUUCCAAAAGGCGGACGACAUUCUCGAGGAGUUUGCCUGCUGGCCUAUGGCGCCCAGCUCUGGUCUUGCUGGCGGUGGCGUCGGCGGCGGGAGCGGCUCGGGUGUGCCCACGUCGAUUUCGUCCAACGGACCCAAGUCCAAGGCGAAUGGAGGCGCGAGGAUCGGCGAAGGGUCGAUGCUCAACGAGCGUGCCUACGACGAAGGAGUGGUGGGCGCAUCCACUCAGGAACUCGCAAAGGCGCUGCAGAAGGAACUCGACCAAGAGGGCGAUACCUUUAUGUUUGAAUGCAUCGCAGCCGUGCUCAACGUGCUCAGCAGAAUGGACUCGCUCUUGUAA
Moesziomyces antarcticus is the source of this 1305-nucleotide messenger RNA. Its product is annotated as GPP34-domain-containing protein. Gene Ontology annotation, molecular function: phosphatidylinositol-4-phosphate binding. The transcript has 2 exons. The record is from RefSeq and is a predicted model, not a curated record. Bases 1 to 1305 code for a protein of 434 amino acids. Gene Ontology annotation, cellular component: Golgi cisterna; cytosol; trans-Golgi network. NCBI's taxonomy places the organism in Eukaryota, Fungi, Basidiomycota, Ustilaginomycetes, Ustilaginales, Ustilaginaceae. Gene Ontology annotation, biological process: Golgi vesicle budding; Golgi to plasma membrane protein transport; Golgi organization.